AUGGCCGCUUCGUCGCGAGAGGGGCCCAAACCCUCAAUCAACCGCCAGACCACUGCACCUUUUCAUUUGAAGCUCUUCUAUCGAGUUAACAACUACAACCCUCUAUCCGAAUACAGCAUCCCUGUACCAUCUCGCCGCGGAGGACCUGUCAGCGGACCAAAUGCCAUUCGUCCAACAUCACCUGUCGCAUCAGCAGCGCUCCCACCACAUCUGGAGAUCUACACAUGGCAAUCAUGCACACUUCGCGAGCUCUCACAGCUUCUCACCUCUGCUCUUCCAUCUUUACUCCCUGAUCCGCCCGUUGGCACCCGUCUCUGCUUCCGACUGAUUUACCCCGACGCGCGCGGCGCGGCAAUGGGCGGCCCCGACGCGCGUGGCCGAUACUUAAGCAGGGAUUUAGGCAGUGCUAUAGUUGGUCCGAGAGACAGUCCAUUGCGUGCAGAUGACGACGAAGAUAAGCAGGAUGCACGACCUCGCCCUGGCCCGCUUCGUUUCCAGGGCUCCGAAGCCGACAGGCCCCUGCAGGAUGCUCGAUUCAUCGUUGGAGACUACAUUGAAUGCGCGAUUCUUGCACCGCUCGAGGACGGAUCAAUUGCGCCGGCGAUCAAAGGCGCAUCAGGCCCAAUCAUGGGACCCAGAGGUGGGGGUGGAGGCGGCAUGCGUGCGUUCCGUGAUAAUGGCUAUCCUCGUGGGCCUAGUCGUGGUGGUCCCCGUGGAGGUAGUGGUGGACCUCCGCAUAUGCCCCGAGGUGAUUGGCAUCGUGGCGAGCGAUUGCCCGAAGGUGGACGCGGAGGCCGUCGUGGAUGGGCACCAUAUUGA
Molecule: messenger RNA, 819 nt
Organism: Penicillium digitatum Pd1
Lineage: Eukaryota; Fungi; Ascomycota; Eurotiomycetes; Eurotiales; Aspergillaceae
Product: SAP18 family protein
Cellular component (GO): nucleus
Molecular function (GO): transcription factor binding
Source: RefSeq, a predicted model, not a curated record